Messenger RNA from Diaporthe amygdali, 1848 nucleotides. RefSeq lists its product as uncharacterized. The record is from RefSeq and is a predicted model, not a curated record. Bases 1 to 1848 code for a protein of 615 amino acids. NCBI's taxonomy places the organism in Eukaryota, Fungi, Ascomycota, Sordariomycetes, Diaporthales, Diaporthaceae. The transcript has 6 exons.
AUGCUGCUCAAGUCCCUGCUUCCUGCGGUCUGUACUGCUCUAGCCACGUCCACAGUACCGCUAUCGAACAUCAACACCAGCCUGACUCUCCUGUACCAGAACAACCUGAACUUCACAGACGAUAUCAACCAUGCUGGAGCGCUACUGCUGGACCCGCUGCCCUACGAUCAGGCACAAGCGGCUUGUGUAGCUCUCAACGAGCAGCUGCUUCCUUCGCAGAUCCCCGUUCAGAAUGCCACUGAUCUCGGCCUGCAGCUGCGUUAUCAAUCCCACGCCGGUUACACCAACAGUAGCAAGUUCUGGGUUGACGACGCCAUCCUGAUCGCCACUCUCGGCAAUGACAACGUGCCGGUCCACGCGGUUCCUCACAAAAACAGCACCAACCAGUCCCUGCCCGUCCUUUGCACACAGACACAGCCGGGUAACGACGUCGGUGGAUUCAGCCCGGUCCCUUCGACGGCUACCAUCACCAUUGAGUCAGGUGACACUUACCAAGGCUUUCGAAACAAGAAGGCGUUCUGGUUCACCGGGGUGCGUUAUGCUCAGUUUCCCGGUCGCUUCAGGUAUACCGAGGUCUACCCUGGGAAUGGCUCAGUCGUCCCUGCUCAGCUGGCCGGGCCUCAAUGUCUGCAGUACGGCAGUGGCAGCGAGGACUGUUUCUUUCUCAACAUCGAGACCCCCUACAUCCCAAGGGUAGGAUCGACAAAGAAUCUCAGACCCGUUGUCUUCUGGAUUCAUGGAGGAGGCUUCACUGGUGGGCAAGGGGCUGGCAAUGGCGGCCAAUUCGCGACUCGCGAGGAUGUCGUUACUGUGACUGUCAACUACCGGCUCAGCACUUACGGAUUCUUCGCCGUUCCAGGCCACCUACCGGGCAACUACGGGCUCGCCGACCAAAUUACGGCCCUGGACUGGGUUAUCGCAAACAUUGAGAAAUUUGGAGGAGACCCUACGAGGAUUACAAUUGCCGGCCAGUCCGCAGGUGCUGGUUCCGUCCGCGUUAUGUUGGGGUCCCGUAAGGCUAUUGGUAAGUUCCACGGAGCUGUCGACGGCCAGGUCAUCAACACAGAACAGCUCAUUCUGACCUCCAGCAAUGAGAACACUGCCUAUGUGCCUAUAAUUUUUGGCGUGGCCGAGGAUGACGGUGCUUCAGUCGGCAGCUAUAGCAAGACAUGCACCAACGAAGCCGACUGUCUAGAGCAAAACCUUUCCAUCUCGCCCUAUUAUUCCCAGCACAUCAUCGAUUCAGGGCUGUUCCCACUCCACGAUACUGGCAAUCUCACUGCAGAUUCGGUGAAUGUUUCUGUUCGCGUUAACACAGACCUGGUCUGGCGUUGCGCAGGCGAAGCGACGGUAUAUGCUGGCGCUCAAUCCGGUGCUGUCCCUGCAGCAUACUUUUACGAGUCUGUUCGUGCCUAUCCUGAGGAGGCCUACAACCCCCUUGGACUCGAUAUCUCGGGAGCCAUCACUCCAGGGUAUCCUCUCGGAAAUCCAAAUACUUUCUACUACAAGGUCCACUCUUCCGAUAUACCGAAUUUCUUCGGCGCUCUACACAGCUACCGCGAUAUCAACGACUUGCUCACCAUUCAGUUGACCAGCGGCUAUUUUGGCAGCUUCAUCCGUACUGGUGAGCCGAAUCCGGAUCUGGCAUAUCUACAAGCCAGGGGCUACCAGAAUACGAUAAAGGCUAUCCAUGAAGCGGGCCCGUGGCCUGAAGUAUCCGAAAUGACGGGACCCAUCAAGAAACUAGACUAUCCCUCAAUUACUUCUAACUUUGUCGACCAGCUUCAAUGUGACUAUCUGAAUAGCAGUGUCACCUACUACCUUGAUGGGGGAAAGAAGCGGAGAUAG